Molecule: messenger RNA, 2176 nt
Organism: Galeopterus variegatus (Sunda flying lemur)
Lineage: Eukaryota; Metazoa; Chordata; Mammalia; Dermoptera; Cynocephalidae
Product: ceruloplasmin-like
Exons: 11
Coding region: 1-1701 (566 amino acids)
Biological process (GO): iron ion transport
Cellular component (GO): plasma membrane
Molecular function (GO): oxidoreductase activity; copper ion binding
Source: RefSeq, a predicted model, not a curated record
AUGGCUGGAGAUUGGGCGAAUCCCUGUUCCAGUUCACUGGCAGAUGAUUUCCUCACUUACGAUUACUCCUCUCUUAAUCAGCUUCCACCCUGCUCUCUCUGCCUUACAGGAAUUCUUCACGUUUUCAGCAAUGGGGAUGGCACAUCCCCUGAUUUCCAGCACAGGCACAUACCCCUUUUCCCCCGAUUUCAACGAUGUUUUCAGUGGUUUCAAUUGAAAGAUGUGGACAAGGAGUUCUAUUUAUUUCCCACAGUAUUUGAUGAGAAUGAGAGUUUACUCCUGGAUGACAAUAUUAGAAUGUUUACAACUGCACCUGAUCAGGUGGAUAAGGAAGAUGAGGAUUUUCAGGAAUCUAAUAAGAUGCACUCCAUGAACGGAUUCAUGUAUGGGAAUCAGCCUGGUCUCAAUAUGUGCCAAGGAGAUUCAGUCGUGUGGUACUUAUUCAGUGCUGGAAAUGAAGCUGAUGUGCACGGGAUAUACUUUUCUGGAAACACGUAUCUGUCAAGAGGAGAAAGGAGAGACACGGCAAACCUCUUCCCUCACACAAGCCUCACCCUCCACAUGAGGCCUGACACAGAAGGGACUUUUGAUGUUGAGUGCCUCACAACCGAUCACUACACAGGGGGCAUGAAGCAAAAAUACACUGUGAGACAAUGCAGGCAGCUGUCUGAGGAGUCCACCUUCUACCUGGGAAAGAGGACCUACUAUAUUGCAGCGGUGGAGGUGGAAUGGGAUUACUCCCCAAGCAGGGAAUGGGAAAAGGAGCUGCAUCAUUUCCAAGAGCAAAAUGUUUCAAAUGCAUUUUUAGAUAAGGAAGAGUUUUACAUUGGCUCAAAGUACAAGAAAGUUGUGUACCGGCAGUACACUGACAGCACAUUCAGAGUUCCAGUGGAGAGAGAAGCUGAAGAAGAACAUCUGGGAAUUCUAGGUCCACUACUUCAUGCAGAUGUUGGAGACGAAGUUAAAAUUAUCUUUAAAAACAUGGCCACUAGGCCUUACUCAAUACAUGCCCAUGGGGUGAAAACAGAGAGUUCUACAGUUACUCCGACAUUACCAGGUGAAACUCGCACUUACAUAUGGAAAAUCCCAGAAAGAUCUGGAGCUGGAACAGAGGAUUUGGCUUGUAUUCCAUGGGCUUACUAUUCAAAUGUGGAUCAAGUUAAGGAUCUCUUCAGUGGAUUAAUUGGCCCACUAAUUGUUUGUCGGAGACAUUAUGUGAAAGUAUACAAUCCCAUAAAGAAGAAGGAAUUCGUCCUUCUGUUUCUAGUUUUUGACGAGAAUGAAUCUUGGUACUUAGAUGACAACAUCAAAACAUAUUCUGAUCACCCUGAGAAAGUAAACAAAGACAAUGAUGAAUUCAUAGAAAGCAAUAAAAUGCAUGCUAUUAAUGGAAGAAUGUUUGGAAACCUACAAGGCCUCACAAUGCAUGUGGGCGAUGAAGUCAACUGGUAUCUGCUGGGAAUGGGCAAUGAAAUAGACUUGCACACUGUACAUUUCCACGGCCACAGCUUCCGGUACAAGCACAGGGGAAUUUAUAGUUCCGAUGUCUUUGACAUUUUCCCUGGGACAUACCAAGCCCUAGAAAUGUUUCCAAGAACACCUGGAAUCUGGUUACUCCACUGCCAUGUGACCGACCACAUUCACGCUGGAAUGGAAACGACUUACACAGUUCUACCAAGUAAAGAGACCAAGUCUGACUGAAAAAAAUAAAUUGGUGAUAAUGGAAAAAAAAGAAAGAACAAUUCACAACAACGCAUGUGAAAAAGUACUGAAUAGAAUGUUUACUUUGAAAUGACUAUAUUUUUAAAAAGACUGAAAACAUAUAAUUUUGUGCAUUUGUAUUAACCGUGUUACCUUAUUGCAGAUGGAAAAACGAACAGACUGUAUUAUGAUAUAUGACUGACACUUGUACACUGGGUAAUAGAAUCGAUUCAUACAUGCCACUCCUACCACUACUAUUAGGGCUUUACAAAACUACAUAAAAAAAAAAAAUCUAUAAUCAGACAUUCUUCUGGGUGGUCUUCAAAGGAUCACUAUUAAGCUUCAUUGAAAUGCUUCCAACCAUUGCCCUCCCAUCAAUCCCUCUAAAAUGCUGCUGACUUUCUUAAUGAACUGGUGGGCAGGGGGCAUAAGGUGUGGAGAAAAAAUAAAUGAAUAAAUAAAAUGUAUUAGUCCA